AUGUCUAACAAGGGUACUGGACAUCAAUUGAAGGAAAAUGGAAAUUCUGGCAUCUCGAGAGAAAACCGGGAUAGAAUAAAAAAUAGCCGCACGGAAGGACGCAGAAAUACAUCUGAAGUAAAGAACCAUUUGAAGGGUGUCACUAAAAGCAAAACAUCGAAUGGAAAAAUGACGAAUGCCGUACCAAAAGUGAACCACAAAUGCCGUACCACAAAUGCUAAUUCUAAUCCUUUACUUCUGUUUCCCAGCGGAGAAAGACUGAAGGAAUUAGACAUGGCAUAUGAAGGAGCAAUGGAUCUUUUAAGGAUCCUUGAUGAAGAUGGUGUCAACAGAAGGAAAGGUCGAUCUAAACGCAAAACGGACAUGCAAAACGAAGUUGACAUGGCGUAUGAAGGGGCCAUGCAACUAAUAGCAAAUGAAAGUAAUAGCCACAUUGCGUCCCAUGUUGGAAAUGCUGGCCCUAGCAAUGGAGGAGCUGAAGUAGGACGUUCAUGGCAGCAGCAGCGGCAGCACCGGCUCGACAAGUUGAGUUUGGUAGAUGAGAUGGCGCCAGAGUAUCAACCGUUCCAGAGUUGUCGAUCUGUAGACGAGUUCCAAUAUCUCUACAGAAUUGAUGAAGGAUCAUUUGGAACUAUCCAUGGAGCCAAGGACAGACGGACGGGGGAAUUGGUAGCCCUCAAACAGCUUAAAAAAAUAAACGAAACGGAAGGAUUCUCUAUCGCCGCUCGGAGAGAGCUUGGAAUACUGCUGAAGAUGCGGCAUCCCAACAUCGUCGCAGGCCGAGGAAUAGCGUCGAGUUCCGGAAACGAGCAUGUGUUUAUAGUCAUGGAGCUCGUUGAUUACGACUUAAAAACUUUUAUGGAGACAAUGAAAGAAAACAAGCAAAUGUUUUCAGUCGAACACGUGAAAUGCCUAAUGACGCAACUGCUAAGCGCUGUACAACAUCUACACAACCAUCACAUGAUACAUCGCGAUCUCAAAACCCACAAUAUAUUAUUAUCAAACGAAGGUGUAUUAAAAGUGGCAGAUUUUGGGAUGGCCCGAGAAUAUGAAUUCUCCCCUCGGCAAUAUACGCCAGACGUAGUUACGCGAUGGUACCGUGCGCCUGAACUGCUGCUGCUUUCGAAAGAAUACUCCGCUACUGUCGACAUGUGGAGUGUUGGAUGUAUAUUCGAUGAACUAAUAACCUUGCGGCCACUAUUUCCCGGCAGAUGUGAGUUGGAUCAGAUAAUCAAAAUAUUUGUGGAUCUGGGAACGCCUUCAGACACGAUUUGGCCCGGUUACAGCGCAUUACCAAUGGUAAGAAACAUUGUGUUCAACGACUAUCCACCGGGCGGGUUGCGUAAAAAGAUAAGUCGCAAUCUGUUGUCUGAAGACGGGCUAUAUUUAUUGCAAGAUCUUUUAAUCUAUGAUCCUGCAAAAAGAACAACAGCAGCAGCUGCUUUAGAGCACCCAUACUUCAAAGAGCAACCGGAGGCGAUGGAGCCGGCCAUGUUCCUGAAGUCGCCUGCUCGCUGA
Messenger RNA from Spodoptera litura, 1518 nucleotides. The record is from RefSeq and is a predicted model, not a curated record. Lineage: Eukaryota; Metazoa; Arthropoda; Insecta; Lepidoptera; Noctuidae.